AUGAUCAGCGACAUAAAUGACUGCAAGGAGUUGUGGAAGAAUGAUGUCAAGAUUCAUCUCAAAUGGAAGGUCACGGCGGCCUCGAAGGAGCAUUUCGAUAUGGUUGUCUAUGACAAACAGGGCCAUGACAUAGAUAUAGUUGUUGCAAAUAUCUUCAAGAAAAAUUUUAAUUCAAUUUUGUCAGAGUUAACGAGACUUGCACGAUGUGGUACAACUGUAGGAGAUAUUGGCAAGCACGAAAUUGACAAUAAGCCUAGAAGCUUAACCCCUUUGGCUGAUGUAAUAUCUUGGAAAUGGAAAAGGAAUUAUCUUUUUGAUGUUAUUGGUGUCGUUGACGAGGUAUGCUACACACAAUCACACACAGGAGGGAAAAAACCUCAAGUUAACUUGGAGUUGUGCGAUUUGGGUGACAACACUUUAAAUUGCACAUUAUGGGAAGCGUUUAAGAUUUUCUUUGAAGUUGUUCAUAAAGGGAACACUGCAAAAUUUGUUUUCUGGGAUCGGGAGGAUGGAAUAAUAGACCCACUUGAGUUUCCACUUUCCCUUGAUGCAAUGUUUGGCCAAAAGUUUGCGUUUAAGGUAAAGUGGGACCCAAAAUGGAAAAUAUCCUCCUUCGUACAGUUUAUUAAGGAUAAUCAGCUCAUCACUAUGCUUGAAGUACCUAGAGUCAUAAAUCAGGAAGGUGAAAUUACAUUUCCCCACGUUCCUGAUCCUGCUACCUCUAAAGCUAAUGUGAAGAGGAUGUCUCUAGACCGUCCUAUCGAUUCUUCUGUUCACCAUAACAGCGAAUGGGAUCUAUCUUCAACUAAAGUCAAGAAAAUUACCAAACGGGGAAAGAAAUCCACCGUAUGA
This is a messenger RNA of Vicia faba (fava bean), 852 nucleotides long. Lineage: Eukaryota; Viridiplantae; Streptophyta; Magnoliopsida; Fabales; Fabaceae. The record is from the annotation of a GenBank genome assembly.